AUGGUCGAUGGAUAUAACUCAGCUGAUUUACGAGGUACUCUAUGGAACAAGUUAACUGAUUUUGCUAGCUACAAUGGUCUUCCUUGGUGCAUUUUGGGUGACUUCAACGCUUACUUAUACUCUCAUAAAAAAGAAGGUAGUUCUCCGGUCACUUCUGCUGCCCUCUCUGGUCUUCAAGAAUGUAUGCAAGACUCCCAUCUCAUCGACUGCCCUUUUACAGGUUGUUUUUAUACUUGGUCUAACAAACAAGAUGCUGAUUCUAGAAUUGCUUGCAAGCUAGAUACAGUCUUGAUCAAUCUAUCUUGGUUAAGUCGAUUCCCGGACUCCAUCACUGAGUUUCUCAUAAGUGGCAUUUCAAACCACUCCCCUAUGGUUAUCAGUGUUCAUACCGGGAGAGGUAUGGGGACAAAAGAUUACAGAUACUUCAACACUUGGGAUGAAGAACUUGACUUUCUUAGAGUGGUUGAAGAGGCUUGGCACAUCCCUGUACAAGGUAUUCCAAUGUACAUGUUUAUUACAAGACUGAAGAAUGUCAAGCAACAUCUCAUAAAUUGGAGGAAAAGUAGAUUCAAAAAUUAUAGUGCUCAGGUGGAAGCUGCCAAGGACCAUCUUAUCUAUGUUCAACAAUGA
Molecule: messenger RNA, 630 nt
Organism: Papaver somniferum (opium poppy)
Lineage: Eukaryota; Viridiplantae; Streptophyta; Magnoliopsida; Ranunculales; Papaveraceae
Exons: 1
Coding region: 1-630 (209 amino acids)
Source: RefSeq, a predicted model, not a curated record